This is a messenger RNA of Kuraishia capsulata CBS 1993, 792 nucleotides long. RefSeq lists its product as uncharacterized. Bases 1 to 792 code for a protein of 263 amino acids. The record is from RefSeq and is a predicted model, not a curated record. The transcript has a single exon. NCBI's taxonomy places the organism in Eukaryota, Fungi, Ascomycota, Pichiomycetes, Pichiales, Pichiaceae.
AUGUCGAUUCAAAGCCCCACAAUCCUUUCCGAUGAGGAUGGAUAUGGUGACAAGCCAAUCGAGUUACACGAAGCCCAGUAUGCUAAGAUCUCGGCCCCUGUGGGCCACCGAGUCCACCACACCGACGAUUUGAUCACCAACUACGACUAUUUGGAAUUGGAAUAUGAGACUUUUGGAUCAAUGAAUGAUAACGUGACUGUCAAAGCCGAAAUACCUGGUUUGGUAUAUGAAGACUCUACUUUUGAUGAGUCAAGAGGUGACGAAGAGAUCCCGGAUGAGGCCCCAUCCACUACAGACCAAUACGUGGAUGUCAACACACAGACAGGGGAGUUGCCGGUGAAGUCCGCACCCAAGACUCCUAUCGAGGAGGAGAUUCCGCCAUUGCAAGUGUUGAAAACGCGCGAUGUGAACACUAUCAAUGCCAAUGCCACAAGAAGGAUCUCAUCUUUCAAGGUAAAAAAGAUCAACGACUCCGUGCUCGACUCUUCUUCUUCUGAUGCAAAGCUAGAGGGAAUGGCAGAAACUCUGAAAGCCCUUGAUCAGCGUAUUUUCAAAAUCCAGAAGGAGUUGAAGUUCCUGGACUCGUUGCUACCGCCAAACCCACAUCUAAAUUCGAAACCCGAGCAACAGGAAAAGUUACUUGCUGCACGUACCAAGUUGUUCAACAAGUUCGAGUCUCUGGAGAAGGAAAAAUACGAGCUAGGGAUCAAAAUCCAGAGUAGAUCCGUCAAGGUGAAUGGCUACAACGGAGGAGAUAAAGCCCAGUUCUGGGUGAGAGGAGUUUCCAACUAG